AUGUCUGCGCCUCUUGCACCGCGUCGCACUCGCACUGUCGACUUGGAAUUGAUGACGAGGGAAGAACUCAUUGAACUUGCCAAGAAACAAAGCAUAACAAACCGUGAGAAAACCCAGUAUAUUGCCCACCUGGAGGAGCUUGUGAAGGACAUCACCAAUCAAUCGUCUAAUGAAAAGGUGUGCCCAGCAGCCGCCGUGGAUUCAGGCGAAGUAACAACGACUGAGGUGUCGCAGCUCCAACACUCCUUGUUGCAAUUGCAGCAAGAGAUAGAGCAGGAGCGCGUGACAUUUGCUCAGGAUAUGAGUCGAAGUGAGGAAUUAAUAACGGCUUUACGUGAGCAGUUGGAGGAAAAGACAAGAGAGUUUCAGACGCUAAGGGAAACAGGAAGCACAGUGCUCACACAGUCGGAUGGAAUCGUCGCCGCACAAGCCAAGGUGCUAGAGGCCUCUGUUCAGGAGAGAGUAAGGGAGUUGAGAGAGUAUGACAGACUCGAGCGUGAAAACCAUAAAAACCGUAUUAAUCAACUGGAAAACGAACUUCAGCGCCUCCGAGAAAGUCAGCAAAUAACCGCGCAACAAUACACUGCAAGUUCUGGAGGUCCAAGUGCCGAAGCCAUAAGGGAAAGCAUAGAUCGUGAAGUGAAGGAAAAGGUCGAGCAGUGGCAGGAUCGAGUGCGAACUGUGGUGGAGCAAGACAGAAAAACAAUUCAGGAUCUGCGGAAUGAACUUUCCCGGUAUCAAGACUCGGACCUGGAGACCCAGUCUAGGGAGGAGGCCAUGCAUGCCUUACAGCAAGAAGUGGAGCAACUGAAGGCACAAUUGGCUGAGGCUCAGCGAAGCCAUGAUGAAGUUGCUGUGGCUAGUGAGGUAAAAUGUCGUGAAGUUAUGGAGUCUAGGGAGGAGGCCAUGCAUGCCUUACAGCAAGAAGUGGAGCAACUGAAGGCACAAUUGGCUGAGGCUCAGCGAAGCCAUGAUGAAGUUGCUGUGGCUAGUGAGGUAAAAUGUCGUGAAGUUAUGGAGUCUAGGGAGGAGGCCAUGCAUGCCUUACAGCAAGAGGUGGAGCAACUGAAGGCACAAUUGGCUGAGGCUCAGCGAAGCCAUGAUGAAGUUGCUGUGGCUAGUGAGGUAAAAUGUCGUGAAGUUAUGGAGUCUAGGGAGGAGGCCAUGCAUGCCUUACAGCAAGAGGUGGAGCAACUGAAGGCACAAUUGGCUGAGGCUCAGCGAAGCCAUGAUGAAGUUGCUGUGGCUAGUGAGGUAAAAUGUCGUGAAGUUAUGGAGUCUAGGGAGGAGGCCAUGCAUGCCUUACAGCAAGAAGUGGAGCAACUGAAGGCACAAUUGGCUGAGGCUCAGCGAAGCCAUGAUGAAGUUGCUGUGGCUAGUGAGGUAAAAUGUCGUGAAGUUAUGGAGUCUAGGGAGGAGGCCAUGCAUGCCUUACAGCAAGAGGUGGAGCAACUGAAGGCACAAUUGGCUGAGGCUCAGCGAAGCCAUGAUGAAGUUGCUGUGGCUAGUGAGGUAAAAUGUCGUGAAGUUAUGGAGUCUAGGGAGGAGGCCAUGCAUGCCUUACAGCAAGAAGUGGAGCAACUGAAGGCACAAUUGGCUGAGGCUCAGCGAAGCCAUGAUGAAGUUGCUGUGGCUAGUGAGGUAAAAUGUCGUGAAGUUAUGGAGUCUAGGGAGGAGGCCAUGCAUGCCUUACAGCAAGAGGUGGAGCAACUGAAGGCACAAUUGGCUGAGGCUCAGCGAAGCCAUGAUGAAGUUGCUGAGGGUGUGGCGUGUGGCAACUCUGCAUCUUUGCCUCUUACUUCUAAAGUGGUUGAGUGGAUGGACGCUGUUGGUGCAGCGUUGUCACAAUCUGAUAAGCAGGAAACGGUGCUUGUUUCCUCUCUUGACGGAUGGCAUGCUGAGGGAAACCGCAGGGAUGAAAUAUUUUGCAAGGUGAUACAAGUUUUUCGUGCGUCUAUGGCUAACUUGCAGUCGGAACUUUUAAACGUGGCUGGUGAAUGUGUAAAACUGAAGCGCCGUGUUGUGGAACUUCAAGCGCUGGGUAAGUGCGGCGUUGCCUAA
Trypanosoma brucei brucei TREU927 is the source of this 2061-nucleotide messenger RNA. RefSeq lists its product as hypothetical. The coding region runs from base 1 to 2061 and encodes 686 amino acids. The transcript has a single exon. The record is from RefSeq and is a predicted model, not a curated record. NCBI's taxonomy places the organism in Eukaryota, Euglenozoa, Kinetoplastea, Trypanosomatida, Trypanosomatidae.